UCAGCGUAGACGCGUAUGGAUGGUCUUUGUCUAGAUUUGUGAAUCCAUGCCUAUCGAUGAAUCUGGGCGUCCAGAGCAGACAUGAGUACCCCAGGACGACAUGAACCCUGGACUAUGCCGUAUAGGUGCUCAAAGCGAUACUUCCAUCCGUGCACCGAGAAGUCGGCACUUAAUAGCAAGGUUGCCCCCGACAAUUGCUACUGUUUCUGAGGGGGAAGUAUCGCCCCAGGCCCAGCCGACCCUGGAAGCUCGUGAGCCCCGUUGUCUUAGGUUCCGGCAAUGGGCGCACCGGUAUCGGCAUCUGGCGCUUGAGGGAUUUUCCUGUUCCGCAUUAACAUUGCUAUGUCUCGACGAAUGGUCGCACAAGGCGCGGCGGAUUCACCUACAAGAGUUUACGCGUACACGCAGCCUCCAUGCAUGGUAUCACAAGCACUGCCCUAUUGAGGAACAACCUUUAGGUUAGCACGGGAUGUACCCUUCGGCGGUGUUGAUUUGAUAUGCCCGCACAUACAAUAAGCCUCUCGAUGCAGAGCACACUUCCCUCUGCUCCGUCAAACAUUUGCCCAAGUUGACCGUUGACAAACGAAAAUGUUUGCGCUCGACAUUCCUGUGCCAUUCGUGACCGCUGCCGAGCAGGGAGUAGCUGUAAAGGCCCUGACCCUUGUUGGCCUGACAGCUUUGGUACACGACCAUCUCUUGACUCUCGACCAAGAGAUUGACCUCAUCUGGCGAGGUCGGCCAGGAUUCGUCUCGACGAUCUUCUUGUUGAACCGAUACAUUGUGCCGUGUAUUAUCAUCGUCGAUGUCUACGAGCUUUCCGGUGUCACGCCUAGCUCAAUGUUGUUCUGCAAGAUCUGGACGGUGAUGCAGAGCUACCUCACCCUCGCCUCUUUCAUGUUAAUUCACGUAAUCGUGGCAAUAAGGGUAUUCGCUCUUUACAACGGUCGUAGCUGGGUUCGACGAUUCUUGUGGACUAGCGGCACCAUAUACUUCUUGUCGUCAACGGCGGUCAUUACACUCGGCGUGAUAGCCGUGAUUCCCUCCCUUCAACCGGACCAUGGUGCAUGUGUUGGCAACAUGCCUUGGUACCUCUGGAUCUCAUGGCUCCCAACGAUUAUUUUCGAAACCAUACUCUUCAUCUUGACUCUUCUUGCGCUUCUCAAACAAGAAGACUCCCGCUCCUUCGGCAAGCUUACUCGCAUUCUCUUUCGUGAUGGGAUGGUCUAUUUUGUCGCCGUCACUGUCUGCACCACCUUCUGCCUUAUGGUUUGGGCUUUCGCGCCUGUUACAUUAAAUGGUCUGGCUCGAUACUUCGCGCUUGCCAUGGUCAACAUCAUCUCGUCGCGUAUGGUCCUUAAUUUGAAGGCCUACGCGGCAUCACGCAGGAGUAUCCCCAGCGAUUACCUGCUUCCCGCGAGUCCGUCUAUGCCCCGUUCACCAAUACCUCAUGCCAGACAUCCACGUCUACUCGGCUUACGGUCUACGGAGUCAUCCGUGGAUCUCGAGAUAUACGCCAUCGAGCGAGAAUAUCAGCAGUUGGGCACUCGGUUGAGGUAAAGGCGUUCUUCCGCUCUUUGUAGUACUAGUUAUACGCUGUUGUAUCCUUAGCUUAUGGAUCGCACGCUUAUGUAUUUAUUUGAUCCG
Molecule: messenger RNA, 1644 nt
Organism: Phanerochaete carnosa HHB-10118-sp
Lineage: Eukaryota; Fungi; Basidiomycota; Agaricomycetes; Polyporales; Phanerochaetaceae
Exons: 18
Source: RefSeq, a predicted model, not a curated record